AUGCCGCGACAUGUUCAUCUUCUUCCUCCCACACGGCAGUUCCUCAUCCCUCGCAGCCUACCCCAUCCGCCUGUCUCCACCACCCUGAGGUCGACGGGUAUUGCCGCGAACCACCUCGCCGCCCAGCCCUCCCCUCAACCUUCCCCCACCGCUGUUACUGGCCACCUCCCCGACCAUCCCUCUAAGCCCCGCACCACCGACUCACCCGUUGUUAUAUCGCUGCCGCGCACGAGAAGACGCGGGUUCCUCUGCACCACCGCCGCGCCCACAUCCGCCUCUCUCCGCCUCCGGUGCCCGUCCUCUCUCCACCCUCGCCCAAUCCGGACGAGAUCGGCAGGAUCCGCCGCAUCUCACGCCCGCGGCCCACCGUGGCUUUCGGCGGCGUUGGGAGCGCUGGUCCGCCCCCGCUCCUCCGGGGCUGGCGGAACGGCGGAGCGGCGCUCUGGUCAGGUUCCUCUGCUUCGAGGGCGGCGCGUGGGCUGUGCCUCUGCGCCGGGCGUCCCUGGACGGGAGGGUGGUCGCAGGGCCGUGUAUGGCGGCAGGGAGUUCCUGUUCGACGCUGGCACCACCGAGGAGGUCGCCAUGGGCUGGAUUGAUGACCGCGGGGCCUGCUUCUUCCCUGUGCCAGAGAGCGGGAGGAAGAGGAAGAGGGGCGAGCCUGAGCUGGAGGACGGGGCGUCGUCCGGGGUGGAUGAGAGGUCCGACGAGAGCAGCGACACGGUGGAGUCCUCAAUCCAGCCCGAUCUUCUGCCUCUCUCAAGCACUCUCCGUGCAGCAGGCCUGAUGUGUAGGCUGCCAUGGCAAGGCUACAUCCAUGCAUUCUGUGAUUGUCUGAUCUACCAUGUGAUUUGCGGUUGGCGUAAAGCGGUUCGCGUAAAGUCAUGAAAUCUGAUCCUGAUAGUGACAUGAUUUACUCUGGUUGAUCAAACAGGUAGAAGCCGAAGUUGUUUUACUUUAAUCUGAUGAAGUCCCUGCUGCUAUAAGCUAGGAAAUUGACAAAUUCAACAUUGGCAAGCUGGUCUUGUGCUCUUUGUCCAAAAGCAUAUUCCGAAAGUGAGGUUCUUAUUGUGGAUGUUUCAGCGUCAACCUGAAUUUUCUUUAACCUACUACAAAAAGACCUUCUAGGGUGAUUAGCUGCAGUACUGUGACAAAUAAUCAAAAAAGAUCAUUGUCUUCUCAUUUAAUAUUCUAGCUGCCGUCCAAACAUUGAAGGCUGCACUGCAACUACUUGACUACAAGUUUUAUGUGGAAUUUUUCUGUACAGCUUGCACAAACUCAGUGAGAUCAGGAAUCAUCAUCUCUCACAUUUUUUAUCUUCAAAGGAAGGUGUCAUCUCCUAAAUUUUUUUCUCAGAAUCAACCAUGUUUCUAAUCCUUACCUGAAAGUUUCCAUCGCUCGGCUCCUGAUGGCAUGAUGCCUCAUUUAGAUUCUCUUAUGUCAGUGUGUUUGUAUUCAGAAAAUUAAGGUAUGAUGCCUCAUUUAGAUUCUCUUAUGUUAGUGUGUCUGUAUUCAGAAAAAUAAGGCAUGAAGGUUGCACUGCAACUACUUAACUACAAGUUUUUUGUGGAUUUUUUUGUAUAGCUUGCACAAACUCAGUGAGAUCAGGAAUCAUCAUCUCUCACAUUUUUUUCUCUUGAAAAGGAGGUGUCAUCUCCUACAUUUUUUCUCAGAAUCAACCAUGUUUCUAAUCCUUGCCUGAAAGUUUCCAUCGCUCGGUUCCUGAUGGCAUGAUGCCUCAUUUAAAUUCUCUUAUGUCAGUGUGUUUGUAUUCAGAAAAUUAAGUUAUGAUGCCUCAUUUAGAUUCUCUUAUGUCAGUGUGUUUGUAUUCAGAAAAAUAAGGCAUGAUGCCUCAUUUAGCUUAUCUUAUCUCGGUGUGUUUGUGCUCAGAAAAUUAAUUUGCUUAUUUUUGCUUUUUGAGGGCUAUAACAAUAGAGAAUUUCAUUUUUUUUAAUCUGCUUCUUCCCUGUGCCAGAGAGCGGGAGGAAGAGGAAGAGGGGCGAGCCUGAGCUGGAGUACGGGGCCUCGUCCGGGGUGAAUGAGAGGUCCGACGAGAGCAGCGACACGG
Molecule: messenger RNA, 2065 nt
Organism: Triticum aestivum (bread wheat)
Lineage: Eukaryota; Viridiplantae; Streptophyta; Magnoliopsida; Poales; Poaceae
Exons: 3
Coding region: 1-885 (294 amino acids)
Source: RefSeq, a predicted model, not a curated record